Stegostoma tigrinum is the source of this 1000-nucleotide messenger RNA. It is a transcript of the gene otos, whose product is annotated as otospiralin. The transcript has 2 exons. Bases 282 to 551 code for a protein of 89 amino acids. Gene Ontology annotation, biological process: sensory perception of sound. Lineage: Eukaryota; Metazoa; Chordata; Chondrichthyes; Orectolobiformes; Stegostomatidae. The record is from RefSeq and is a predicted model, not a curated record.
AUUUUGUUUUAUUCCAGUGAUUUUUUAAUUGUAUAUAACCUUGCUAUAAUCACCCCAGCAUAGAAAUGUAGUUUGGAUUUGAAACCCAUGGAUUAUUUAAGUGUCAUCUCAGGUAGAAAGUAGAGGUUAGAGAAGAAAAACAGGAAUAAGAUUCACAUCCAAAAGAGGCAAGUUGACGAUCCUUUAGAUUUAGAGGAAAAAUAAAUUAUUUACACCUCAGAAGAAAGCUUAAAGCAUAACAAGGUGAAUACAAACAGGCAUCUGUAUUGCAAAUAGCUUGAAUGACUGCAUGGGCAGCGGAAAGCUGGCAGGUAAUAAAAGCUCACCAUGUGGAAAAACGAAGCCCACCUUAUUGGCCUUACUCCACCACUGAUUUCUGGCGAUAUGUAGAGUAUUUCCGAAGCAUUGGAGACUAUGAAAGGAUCCAGCAACUGGCACACACUUUCUUUGCUCAUUUUCCUAUAGGGAAUACUAUGGGCUACGACACUCCUGAGCAACAAGAAGUACAAAAAGAAGUACAAGUCGAGAUUGCAAAGGAAGCACAUGAAUAGGGAAAAAAAGAUACGAUGAGUGGGUACCAUUUGGUUUAACAUGUAAACAAGUAGAAUUACAGUGAACUGCAUUGUUACUGAAUUAUUGUAACAUUAUAAUCUGCUCUCUCUGUCUGUUGCAUCUAAAUAGGGAUUAAUUAUGUGAUUCCUUUUAUAUAGUCCCAUUCCAGAAUUUGCUUGCAUUGUAUUAAAAGCUUCUCUUAAUUUAUGCAUCCUCAUUCUAGUUUGGAAAGAAAUGGUUUGUUUUAGUUUUUGUCACAUUAAAUUGUAAUGUUUUAAUGUAUGUGAUGGGGAGGAGAGAUUGUUGUAAUCGUUGGUCAUUUAUAUGGAUUGUUCAAAUGGGCCUAAUUUCUUUUUAAACAUGCAAUGUCAUAAAUUCAGAGUUUACUGUGCAUAGGCUGAUUUAUGUCUACAUGACUAGAUGAAUUAAAACACAAGUGCCAAUUGAA